GAGGAAUUUGGCCGAUGAGAUCAGGCAGGCUCUCUUUCAUCAAAUAGCAUUUAAUUGUCCUUUAUUAUUCAAUUAAAACAGCUCAGUGACUCAAAUAUAUAUUGAAUAAAAUGUGAAUAAUAGUCGGAUAUCGAUUGAAUACACGUUUGCCGUUGAAAUUCUGUGCUAAGUUAAUGUUAUGACAGCAUAAAUAACAAGACUGACAGUUUAGUUUUAACAAUUCAUCAUGGGCGAUGGAAGAGAUAUUGAACGACAGCCAUUGAUUCAAAAUGAUGGAACUGGAAGCCUUAGGAAUCAAGGAUCCUAUACGGAAGGUUCUCAAACCACGACGGUUUCACCGAUAGGUCCUGAUGAAUUGCCUCCGUCGUACCAGGGAAGUUCGGCCAGUGGCGUGCCAAUGGUCACUUGCAGGGUGUGUCAGGCCAUGGUCGAUAUUUCAGGCAAACGAGAACAGCAUGUCGUCAAAUGCAAUCAGUGCAAUGAAGCCACACCUAUACGCAAUGCUCCACCAGGCAAGAAGUACGUUCGAUGUCCAUGCAACUGUUUAUUGAUUUGCAAAAGUUCAUCUCAAAGGAUAGCUUGUCCGAGACCAAAUUGCAAACGCAUAAUAAAUUUAGCACCUAGUCCUGUGACACCACCAGCUCCUCACGGUGGAAAUUCUUCGUUGCCAGGAAUGUGCAGGGUUUGCUGUGCUCAUUGUGGGGACACGUUUCUUUUCAACACCCUAAACAAUGCCCUCGCCCGGUGCCCACACUGUCGCAAAGUGUCUUCGGUCGGGCCGGAUUUCUCUCGGGGAAGAACCAUCCUAUUUCUAAUCAUAGGCACAGUUUUCUUCGCGAUCGGCCUGGCCAUCACCCUGGGAACCUAUGCAAUGGCCAGGAGCAAUGGGGGCAUCUACGUGGCCUAUGUGGGAGCAUUUCUGGUAGCUUUACUCAUGUUUGCGAGGAGCGCUUACUAUUGGAGGAUGAGAGUCAGCGUGAUUGAGGGUCCGAUGUAA
This is a messenger RNA of Ctenocephalides felis (cat flea), 997 nucleotides long. RefSeq names its product type 2 phosphatidylinositol 4,5-bisphosphate 4-phosphatase. Gene Ontology annotation, molecular function: phosphatidylinositol-4,5-bisphosphate 4-phosphatase activity. NCBI's taxonomy places the organism in Eukaryota, Metazoa, Arthropoda, Insecta, Siphonaptera, Pulicidae. The transcript is spliced from 4 exons. Gene Ontology annotation, cellular component: late endosome membrane; plasma membrane; lysosomal membrane. Bases 227 to 997 code for a protein of 256 amino acids. The record is from RefSeq and is a predicted model, not a curated record. Gene Ontology annotation, biological process: phosphatidylinositol dephosphorylation.